UCAUUUCUAUGAGGUGUCCAGAACAACAUAUAUGAGUGAUAAUGUAAACGCUCGAUUUAUACCGUGGCGGGAAUAGAAAGGAUACCCUCAGUCUACGGCGAACAAAGAAUCAGUAAACUAACGAUUUGCAGUGAUUUGAAUCGCAUAUCCAGACCAAAUGUAGUCAACAGCUUAUAUCGUUAUAAAAUAUCAGCAUGAUCAAAUUUGCUAAAAGACACGAUCCAGAUGAUUCUUUAAAUCUGUCGUUUCAGUUUAUUCUUCCGCCACAGUAAUGUUUUGCUACGAUGCUCAACCUAACAACGACUGCGCGGAGUGAUUUAAUAAGGACUACACCCAAGAGCUGCCCGAUAGCAGUGGCUUCUCUUCGUUCGCUGCCCAUACCCAGAAGAAAGCGGGGACGUGCCGGAGCUGUGGAAUCGUUGGACACUUCCGAAUCGCCAAAAAUAUAGCUUGAACAACCUCAGUGCUUAUCGAGAGUACCUGUGACAUAUUUUAAUAAUACAUUUCAACAUUUGAACUAAUACGCAAAUAUGUCCUGGCAAAGCUACGUGGAUAACCUGAUGGCCGAUGGCAGCUGCCAGGACUCCGCCAUUGUUGGGUACACGGACUCCAAAUACGUCUGGGCAUCGUCUCCCGGUGGUACUUUUAGCAACAUUUCGAGUGACGAGAUUGACAUCUUAAUAGGAAAGGACCGGGAGGGAUUUUUCACCGGAGGGCUGACCCUAGGCCAAAAGAAGUGCUCCGUCAUCAGAGACAGCCUCAAUGUCGACGGCGACUGGACAAUGGACAUCAGGACAAAGAGUCAAGGAGGAGAGCCAACAUACAACAUUACCGUAGGCAAAGCCAAAAAAGCAUUGGUUGUAAUCAUGGGAAAGGAAGGUAUCCAUGGAGGGCUCCUCAACAACAAAGUGCAUUCCAUGGUGGUUUACCUGAGGACGUCUGAGUAGAGUCAACCUCUGCUAGCCACCUAGCAGAAUCACCCUAACCACCCUGUUGCGUUUCACACUACUUCCACUUUUAUAGUUGGUAGCUGCUUGUUUAUUUUUUCUUCCUUCCCCUCCCCUCCUCCCUCCCUCCCCCCCUCAUACCAUUUUGUCCCCCCCUGUUUUGCGUUCUUCCGUUUUAUUUUUUCUCUCUUCCUCGGUCAUCUUUAUGUAUUCACACUACUCCUAUCCCAUUCUAGCACUACUAUUGCACCAUAGUUAAAGAUGAGCAUGUUGUUAACAGGACAUUGACAAAAUCUGUACUUACGGAAGGACCUGCACUAUGCAGGCCAAACACA
Messenger RNA from Hypomesus transpacificus, 1282 nucleotides. Its product is annotated as profilin-2-like. Gene Ontology annotation, biological process: positive regulation of actin filament bundle assembly; regulation of actin filament polymerization; actin cytoskeleton organization. NCBI's taxonomy places the organism in Eukaryota, Metazoa, Chordata, Actinopteri, Osmeriformes, Osmeridae. Gene Ontology annotation, cellular component: cytoplasm. The transcript has 3 exons. Gene Ontology annotation, molecular function: actin binding. The record is from RefSeq and is a predicted model, not a curated record. The coding region runs from base 531 to 947 and encodes 138 amino acids.